Sorghum bicolor (sorghum) is the source of this 569-nucleotide messenger RNA. RefSeq lists its product as uncharacterized. The coding region runs from base 44 to 361 and encodes 105 amino acids. Lineage: Eukaryota; Viridiplantae; Streptophyta; Magnoliopsida; Poales; Poaceae. The record is from RefSeq and is a predicted model, not a curated record. The transcript is spliced from 2 exons.
CACCCUCCUUGAGCAGAUACGAAGCACUCCUCUUCAUUUGAUCAUGUCGUUCAGCAAGCAGGUUGCGGCGGCCGCCUUCGCCUUGGCCUUCCUCCUCCUCACUUCAGAUCUUGCAGUUGGAGUUGCAGUUGCAGCAGCUGGAGCCGAAGAAGAAACAAUAGCACCGUUAAACACAUGUGAAACCCCAACCUGCAUUCCCUGCUGGGGCCAAAACGCAAUUUGCAUUCCCGCUUGCGUUGCAAUGCGCUUCACUGGCGGUUUCUGCAAUGGUAAGAACUGCGUAUGCACCAAGCCGUGCCUUGCGCAGUCAGAGACAGAGGCAGGUGGGCCAACACAGCAGCCGCCCGUGUGCAUCAACUGAUGGACGUACUAUGUAGCUUGUUGGCCGCCAGCUUGCGGAGGAAUGUAAAAAUAAACUUUCAGUGUUAAAAUAGAAAUAUAUAAACAAUCCAGGGCAGAGCUGGGUUACUUUGCCAUGUAUCAGAUUCAUGCUAGUUAUUUGAAGGGUUGUCAUCCGAAUCUUUGACAUAUGUGUCGAGCAAGAGAAAUUUAUCGCAAUUCUAAAUUUA